AUGGAUAUAAACAAUGCACUCCACAGAGAGAUCAAUGAAAUUGAAGAUAAGCUGAAGUCUUUUGAAGGCCUGCACCAAUGCAUAAUAGACGUUGAUGGCCAUUCAAGCGUAUAUAAAGGCGAAGUUCCAAGUGACACUGAUUGUAUAGUCAGGCGUCGCGAGGAUGGCCUUCUGAUUCUCAAGGGCUCCUCCGAGUUCAUGAUAGAUGCAAUAUCUAACCUCAUAAUACCAGCAACUAUAUCUAGGAUUAGGAAAGAAUCAACAUCUGUUUCCAUAGACAGGACACUUAGAUUGUUGGAGCAUCAUACUAAGCAUUUGGCUAAGAUACUAAAUGAGAAGCCCAACAGUAAGAAGCUGGACCUGAAUAUAGAAACCCAGGAAGUUUCCAAGCUUUAUGAAAGGUAUGCUAGAGAUCUUCGGAGUGGACUUGAUCUAGAAAAGCUGGUUUCAAGAUGCGAGGUGGACCUCAUUCACAGGAGUGGGGAGCAAUGGAUUGAUUGUGUAAGAAAGCUGUAUGAAUCUACUGUGUCGACUCGAGACGGAUUUCAUGAGGAAAAGGAUUUCUGGAGCAAAUUCUAUAUGACAAUGUGCUAUAUAAAGGAGUUCAGCAAGAGUGAGGUAUUCAGGUUUGCUCAUGAUGUUCUGAAGAGAAAUAGAAGGUUUGUUGUUGUAGCAACAUUAGAUAGCUUACUAUUUUCAGACAAGUAUUUUGAGCUUGGAAGAAGGCUCCAUGGAUUCUACGAGGACAUAGACUUUGAUGGGAUCUAUUUUCCAAAGAGCUUGGAUGAAUUCAAGAGUUCUACUAUAACUGCUAUAGAGAUGAUUGGUAAGAGUAUCGGGAGACAAUCAAAAAUGGCCAGAAAACUAAUUCUCAUGCAAAUGGAUCAUCUAGCCAAGCUGAUAGUAGACCGUGUGACUGAACACAUGUCAAUAGGGUUAAUUGGAUGUUUUGAAGAGCUGCUCAUACGUUGCAUAGAGGGUAUGUCUUCACUUGGAAUCUCUCUGAAUGAAGAAGAAUCCGAAAUGGGAUCCUUAGAAUCGUCACUGUUCUAUGAGUUUAGGGGUGGAGAAUGUCUGGAGAGAUUUUAUGUCGAGUUUAAAGACAUUAAGAGGAUCGUUCUCUUUGCCUGGUCAUUCUUGAGGGUUGGUAAGGUUCUUGCGGACUUUCAAGUAAACAUUGGGAACAAGAGUUAUGAAGCAGAAUAUAAAAUCUUAUUAAGGGAGAUGGUGUCAGAGAUAGGAGAUCCGAACGAUGGGCCUGUAGUAAGGUGGAUGAAAAAGGAUAUAUUCGAUGUGAGGGUUAGGUCAGGCCUUUCGUUCAAUAAUCAAGAGAUUCUUGUUUCUGAUGUAUUCAAUGCAGCUUUUGAAAGGAUACAUGAAAUGGAUCCAGUUGUUUUGGAGGGUAAUGAUGUGGCUCUGGCAGUACUACUUGACCAAGAGGAUGGAUACAAGUUCUCAAAACUGUGCAAGAUUAUGGAGAUGUUGCGUUUCUUCAACACCCUUGAGGAAUUUUCAAGAAGAACACUUAACAGCAGAAUGAUGAUCAUUAAGUACAUGAAUUCCAUUGUAAAGACGGGCUUUUCAUCUCUGUAUGACGAUUCCUGUAGCAGAAUGUCGAAUCUGCUCAUACUUCAUGACAUGUUCAUUGAAGUAGAUAGGGUUUUAGGUUUGUUCUUUGGAGAGGUAAGCGAUGGAAUGGUGCAGUUGUCAGAAAUCAGAAAGAUGAAGAACUAUGUGGAAAGACAUAUAGUGGAUGCAGUGCAUGAAUGGUGUAUUUGGGUACUCUCUGAUGAAUUUCUUUCUGAAAGAAUAGUAAGGAUUGCCAAAGAGAAGGGGGGCAGAAAAUUUAAGGUUUCGCUUGGAUAUACCAUUCUAAAGAGGUUAGACAGGUAUAUAACGACCAUGAGGUUGGGAGAUUGUGCACCUGGUAAUUCUCAGCAAGUUCAGGAAGCAACGGCCUUGGCAUCUAGAAUCAGGUCUACUUAUACAAAGCUCGACGAUGGGUGCAAUACAAUCAAUAGGAUAUUAGAGGACAUGAGGGGAGACUUAGAUCUGUUUUACGGAGAAAUAGAUAUGGUAUUUUCAUCAAUGGAGAAGAUCCUAGAGAUGAAGUGGAAAGACGUGAAAGAAACAAAAGAAAUAGAAGAUCUCAUGAAUAAAGUGGGGGCACUUGAAGAUAGGGUAUACUCCUACAGAUUCUUUGUGAUGAAGAUAGCCAAGGAAGAAAUGAAGGCAAUAUUUUCGAAGCAGAUUCGGAAAAGAAUGGUAUUUUCACUUGACCCAAAGGCUUAUCUGGAAUUCUUCAAGCUCUAUGAAAAGAGUAUUGUGAUACGGGGAAUAAAUAGAUCAAUGAGCAGGGUGUUUUCACAGUAUCUUGAAUCGGUACUUGAGGCACUAAAGAAGGAUGAUAGCAACUUUUUUACCUCGAGACAUAGGGUUAAAGGAGAAGGGAUAAAGAGCACCAGAGGGUGGCAUGAUUUGGAAGAUUGCUUUGAACCUCCUCUCUCUGAAUACUUUAAGAUUCUGGAUAAGAUAUUCCCCUCUUCGGGAGGAUACUUCUUUGAUGAGAUUCUUCGAAGUUUUAAACCUGAUUAUGAGAUAAAAGCCAAAGUGGAAGACAUAAUUGAAACGGUUGUAAUGAAGUACGACCUUUGCCUGGGAACCUUAAGGUGGAUCUCGAUUGCAGAGCUUCCUCUAGGGUUGCAUGAAAGAUUCAUAAGGAUAAGAGAUUCUUACAGAAGCACAGAGAUGCUGGUUAAGAACACGAUCCCCUUCUUUGUUUUUGAACACAGUAUGGAUGUUUCUGAACAUAUGAAGCUGUUUGAGGGGGUGUGCAAUGAAGUUCAGAAGUUUGUGGAUAUAGAAAACUCCAGAGUUUGGGACAUGCUGACCUCUGAAAAGAUUAGUGCAGAUGAUCAUGUAUGGUGGAGAAAGAACAUAAAGGAGGAUGAUUUGGUGGACAGGAUAUCUAAAGUGGUAUUAAUUGAUGAGUACUUGAACUCGGAUGAAUUCAAGACUCUUGAAGAACUGAAUGAGGCUAUAGUUGAAUACGAGAUGAGAGGGCCAAGUAUAUCAAUUGAAAUGAUCAGGAAUGAAAGGGACGCGGCUUUAAAUGCAAAUAGAAGGGUUUUGAGCAUGUUUUUGAAUGACAUCCCAUUUGACACCAUAAGAUUAAGGCGAGAAUCUUUGAUUGAGGAAACCAGAGAUCUUGAAGAGAAGAUAAAUGAUGUAACUAAAGAGAAGGACGAGCUUAUAUUUUGGCCUGUGUUUAAGUCCCUUAAGGCUAGAUACAAAGAGCUCGGGGAAAGGAUUGAAAGCUUCAACAGGGUUCUUAAGAUUGUAGGACUACCAGUAGUUUCUGAUGCUCUUAAUGAAAAACUAGCUGUCCUGGAUGGUGAGUGGGAUAGCUUCAGUAAACUUAGCAGCUCUCUUAAGAAAUACGAGUCUCAGAAGGUAUGCAAUGUGGAUAUCAACCAGAUCACCUCAUUCCUAAAGCUCAUUGAUGUGGGGAGAUUCCAUGCAAGAUACUACAAAGAGUUUUUGAAUAAGAUAAGACAUUACACGGCAGCAUGCGGUUAUCUACAACAUUUAAAGAGUCUAUAUAUGAAGAAAAAAUAUUUCGACGUGGAGAUGGAGGUUAAGCAAUUUUUCUUUAUGUUCAACAAGGAGGACAUAGAGCAGAAAAUUACAGAUUCGAGAAUUGAAUAUGAGGUCGAAAGAUACAUAGAAAAGGUUAGAGGGGAGAUAUCUUUGAUGAAACUAGAGACACGGUUUACCAGGGAUGGACAACUGGUUGUAUCAAAUAUAGAUGCCAUUGGAGAUAAGAUAAACAAGCUUCUAGUAGAACACGAUUCAAUAUCAAGGUUCAACAAGAAACAUUUCUUCUUUGAAGAGCUUAAUGAUGCUAGGCUACUAAUGAGUAGAUGUCUUGACCUCCUAUCCUGUCUUGAAGAGGUGCAAAGAGGAGUACUGGAGUUUACAAACGUCUUUUCUUCCGACCUACUCCAGUUUGAAGCCAAGAAGUACUCAAUGAUAAGACAAAGAUUCUCUGAUCGGUUGUUUGGAUCCAACUCUUCAGAAGUUGUCCGAAGCAAGGAUGCCGAGCUAGAGGCCCUUUUGCCUUUUAAAGAUAAGCUUCUGGAGAUGAAAAGAGAUCUUGAUGAUAUAUCAAGAGGGCUUAAGACCUUUCUCAAAAGAUAUAGGAAAGAAACACCCAGGCUAUAUUUUAUUUCUGACGAAGAUCUUAUCAAGGCAUUGAACAAUAGAUUCUAUUACGAAGAAAUAGCAAGAAUGAUGUUCAAUAUAGAUUCUAUUAUAGAAAAGAAUGGGAGUGUUAUAGGGUUUGAAAGCUGUGGAGAAAGGGUAAUGCUGGAAAAGGAAGUUCGAAUUGAUCAGGACCUUGCAAGUUUCAUUAGGAUAUUUUCAAAAGAGAUUAGCGACACUCUCAAGUCCUGGUUUUACAAAGGUCUAGAAGGCAUGGAGGAAGGAUGCCCAUCAAUCAUUUCUGACCUCAUUGUUGAGUUCAAGUACUUCAACAUGAAAAGCUGUGAAAUGACUCCAAAGCUUAAGGUGCUUGAAAGAGAAAUGGAGAAGUAUCCAAAUGGGGUGAAUCGGUUGUAUCCAAAGCCAAUUAUGAUAGAUGGGGUGGUUUACAUGGAUUCCAUUGAAAGGACAGAAUAUGGCUUUGAGUAUUAUCCUCCAACAGAUAUUGUAUUUACGUCUUUAGUAUGCCGAGUGGUUUCAAGCAUAGUUAUCUCGCUAAGAAGCCUGUGCGGUGCAAUUCUGUAUGGAAGGAGUGGAACAGGAAAGACAGAGUCUGUGAAAUACUAUUGUAGGCUUGUUGGAAAGCCUGUUUUUGUAUUUUGCUGUAACGAGGGAUGUGAGUUAGCGACUCUAAGGAAUGUCAUUGAGGCUGGGGUUCUAACUGGGUCUUAUUUAUGCUUUGACGAGUUCAAUAGACUGAGUGAAGAGAUAAUGAGCGGAGCUACAGAGCUGAUUCUCUCGAACAAGGAAAGGACAAAGUUUUUUCUUACAAUGAACAUAGGAUAUAAGGGGCGAUACCAACUUCCUAGAAGCCUAAGAGGUGUGUUUGGAGAAAUAAGAAUCGAUACACCUGAUAUGAAGGACAUCAUCGACCACUAUUGCGGGGAAGUCUCUGAAAAGGUUUAUAGCUUGAUGUGCGAAGUGGAAGCUAACGUGAGUAAGCAGGAGCACUAUGAUUUUGGGCUAAGGGCAGUCCGAAUGAUUGCAAGACAAAAGGAAGAAUUUGAGAUCACAAAAUCGAUCAUCUAUUUCUACAUGGCAUGUCUUCUAAAGAAGGAUAAGGGAGUGCUUGCCAGGGAAAUCAAAAAGACUUUUGGAAUAGAAAUAAAUGUAGAUCUCACAUACAAAGAGGUGCUGACAUAUGGACUUGAAAGCAGAAGAGGAGUUCUUAUUAUUGGUAGGAACGGUGUUGGAAAAAGCACGCUGAUAAAAACAGUACAAGAUGCAAGGAAAGCAGAGUGUUUCCACUACAACCCAAGGAAUAUGGGUAAGGUGUUUGGGUGGAGAGACGAUGUCACUGGGGAGUGGAGGGACAGCAAGUUUAUCCGAGACUUAAGGAGAAACAUGCAUAGGGAGAAGGAAUGCUGGUUUGUAUUUGAUGGAAUUGUGGAUUCUUUUUGGAUUGAAGAUUUCAAUUCGAUAUUGGAUGAGAAUAGAUUGCUGUGCUUAAGCUCUGGAGAAAGAAUUAGAAUUCCAGACCACUACAAGUUUGUAUUUGAAAGUACAUCCAUGGAAAAGCUAACGCCUGCAACGCUGACUAGGGUAUUUCUUGUAUAUAUGGAGGAGGACGAAUCUUUACACAUGCUAGAUGGGCAAGAUGCCACUAGUAUUGAGGGAGAUGUAAGGUAUGAUGGAAGCAGAAUUCCUGAGUUCCCGUUUAGGAAGUUGAUUCCAACGGAAGAACAAAGUUUUUAUGCCAAGAGUAUUGAAAGGUUGGCAAAGGAUGGCAGAAGAGCUCUCUUGAUCAGAGGAGAAGCAGGGGUUGGAAAGAGAUCAUUGAUCGAAGAGGUUUUUCCGGAUAAUGUUAUUGUGAUUGAAGGAAAAGGAUUAGAAGCUUCAAUGAUUGAAAGAAAACUAGGAGAGGAUAGGAUAAAAAGGAUAAGAGGAGAAAAGGUAUACGACACAAGAUCUGUAGUUUACAUUGAAGGAUUUGAUUGUACGGAUGCAAACUUAGUAGAAAUGGUUAGGGAACACAAUGAACAUGGAAGAGUUGGAGAGCUGGAAAUGAAAGACGUGGUUUUGGUAUGUGGGAUUGAUGAAAAGAGAGGAGAAGACGCUGUUUCUGGCACGAUGGCAGAAAGGUUAAGAAGAAAUAUAAGAUCGAUAUAUGUGGAGGCGCCUCGAGACAUAUCAUUUUUAUUUGAGGAGAAGAUCAGGAAAAUCUUUAAAGACACAAGGCAUUUUCAGGAAUCCAAAAAGAUCCUAGAGGUAGUACUGUUUGUUUACAAAAGCCUUGAUACCUCUCUUAGGAGGAUUAUAGGAUUCAUCGAGACACUAGGGGAUUUGUGUGCAGAGGAUGGAGAUAUGGUUGACUUAGUAUAUUUUGAAUCGAAGAUUUACUUUGGAGAACUUACGAACCUACGAAAUGAGAUACGAAGGAUAUUUGGAAAAGGAGCCAAUGAGGUUGAGUUUGAUCUUGAGACUAGGAGGUUCAAGAAAGCUAAGGAGAGUGACGAUGUCUCUUAUGUAGGGUCGAUUCUUCAUAGAGGAUAUAGCAUUGUGAUUGAAGGGCCUAAGAUGUCAGGCAAGCAUUGGCUGAUAAGAGAGUGUAUGAGGCGUAUGAAGAUAAAUGUAAAAAUGGUUGGAAAUGAGGAUGAAAAGAAGAUUAAUGGGCAAACAGCCUUCCUUGUAGAGAAUGGGCUUGAUCUUGGGAAAGAUAUACUCAGCCAAUGCAUGAUGUUCAGGUUGAAAAGGGCCCCUUAUUAUUCUAUAGACCUACUUAAAGUUUACAAUAUGGCCAUCAAUGAGGAUAUAUUACAGGGAGGUGGAUGGAGAAGAUGCCUUGUGUCUGAGGUUGGAAUGUGUAUUGAUUCUGAGAACAUAGGGAUAUUGCUUGAAACGCCUUCUCCGAUAAUAAAUGUUGAGGAAGAUGGGCAUCCCUCUUCAUGUCUCCAUCCGAACGUUAUAACAACAAGCUUUUUCUGUAAGGCGAUCGGGCUUGUAGAGAGCUUUGUUCAGAUUUAUAGAAUGUUUAGAGAGAAUGAGGCAAAGAGAAAAGAAUUUCUAGUAGAGGGACUGCAGAAGAUUGAAGAGUUCAGGAAGGAGGCAUGGGCAUUGCGAUCUGAAUCAUCUCAAAAGAAGAAAGAUCUACAGGAACUCAAUUCCAAACUGGACUGGCAACUUGAGAAGAUUAUUGCUUCUCAGAAACAGCUAGAAAACGAGAAGAGUGUUAUUGGGAGUAGGAAAAGCGAAAUGGAAGGUGCACUAAAGAUAAACCAGAAGAAGCAGGAGGUGAUGGAUAAAAGACUUGCAAUGGCUAAAACACUGUUGGAAGAAUCAAAAAGAAGUAUUGAAGAGCUCCCCAAGAGUAGUCUAUCGGAGAUAAAAGUGAUGAUAAACCCCCCGGAAAUAAUCAGAAACACUAUCGAGGCUGUAUUCUGGCUUGUAGAAGGGGCAUCCAAGGGAGAUACAGAAAAGAUUGAGUGGAAGAGAUUGAUUCAGUUUGUGAAAAGAGAGGAUUUUGUCUCCAAGGUUUUGAACUGCAAAGGUACCACGAUCCCUGAUAUUCUUGAGGAGUUAAUGUCCAAUCCGCUGUUCACCUACGAGAAAGCACAGAAUGCAAGCAAAGCUUGUGGGUCUCUUUUCAUGUGGGUGAUGGCAAGGUACAAAUAUGCUAGGAUCAUGGCAGAGAUUUUGCCCAUGGAAGAGGAGAUAGCGGUGCUUGACAGUAGUAUCAAAAAAAGCAGAGGGGAGAUAGAGAAAGAAGAAAAGAAGCUUGCAGAUAUUGAGAAUAUGAUUGAGGCCAUGAAGGAUGAAUAUAGUGCAUCGACACUUAGGCUUGAAACUACAAAAACAGAAAUAUCAACUGCUGACGAAAAAGCUUCACUUAUUAAUAAGAUCAUAGAGGAACUAUCUGACGAGGUUGAUAAAUGGAAAAGAAUGAAGUACUUAUGCCCGAUAAGGUAUAUGCUUACAAACACAGACUGGAUUCUUCACCACAAUAGAAACGGGUUCGUUCAUGGGAGCAGUAUUUCCGGGCUCCUUAAAGCGGGAAGGUUUAUUUCCACAAGCCUUUCAGACAAGAAUUAUAAGCAAGUUCUAUCAAAUUGUAACUAUUAUGGAAACGACGUUAUUGUCUAUGGCUGUGAUCGAUUUGAUAGAGAUAUAUACAAGGCGCUGAAGCGGCAGAUGGACAAUGCCACACACUCAAUCAUACUGGUAUCGAACUCAAGGGCAAACUUUUACAAGGGAUAUACAUACAAUUGUAGGUUUGCAGAGAGGUUUGAAGCAGAGAAGUCUGGAAACCUGGAAAGGUCUGAGGAAAGGCUCCUUGAACUGAUAGUCGGGCAUGCACCACUCGAAGAGAUAUAUAAACAUAAAAAGGCACUGGAAGAGGAGAGAAAUAUUGACAGGCAGCAUUCUAAAAAAAGAGAAGUCUAUGAAGUCCUCAAUACGGUGUUUGAUAAGAAAAGCGAGAGCUUUUUUAAUGUGUAUUCAGUACAGCUUUCCUUCAGAAUCUAUAAGGAAUAUGUGGAGAGUGUAUUGUAUCCCAUAUUGAGUAGUAAAAUAUGUAAUGAUAACUGCAAGGACCUGUGGAUCAGGAUUAUGGAUACAGAUAUGAGCGUUUUAAGGGACAUAAUUUCGAGCAAUGUGGACUCGUUCUACUCCAGCUCAUUUCCGGAUACCAAGAGUGGAUACACAGAUAUUCUAUGCGAAAUGACUAGAUAUCCAUUUGACUACACACUGGUACUGGCCUGUGAUGAUGCAAUGCACAUGAUUGAAGAGAAGAUGAAGAUAACUUCUGUGAUAUCGGCUGGGCCUAAGGAAAAUAAUGAGAAAAUCCGGGAGAUGUUGGAGGAGAAAUCGCAAGAAAGUAAGAUCUAUCUGAUCAAGAAUAUUCAUUACCUAGGGAAUGCUAAGAAAACAGGGAAUAAUAGGUUAAUACUUACGAUUGAAGAAGGGAAGAGGCAUUCUCUGAUGGAAGACACUAAGGUUGCCUACUGCAAGAGAUAUGCAAGUCAGGAGGCUUCAGACUUUGAUAUGAUUUCUGAAGGGGAUCCUGAGCUGAUAAAAUUCCAUAUAGAAAUGAUGACUAGGAAUGGGCAGUUUGGAGUGAAAGAUCUCCUGCUCUGUACUGAGAACAUGGGACAUUGUGACAAGGAGUAUUUGAAAACCAUUGUAUAUAGCAGCAGAAUCGACUUAUGA
Molecule: messenger RNA, 9408 nt
Organism: Encephalitozoon romaleae SJ-2008
Lineage: Eukaryota; Fungi; Microsporidia; Unikaryonidae
Product: dynein heavy chain
Exons: 1
Coding region: 1-9408 (3135 amino acids)
Biological process (GO): microtubule-based movement
Cellular component (GO): dynein complex
Molecular function (GO): ATP binding; dynein light intermediate chain binding; minus-end-directed microtubule motor activity
Source: RefSeq, a predicted model, not a curated record